UCCCGGUUUCGGGCCCCGCGGCGGUGGCGGUGGCAUCAUGUUCCUUCACUCAGUCAACCUCUGGAACCUGGCGUUUUAUGCCCUCAUGGUCUUCAUGGCGACGCUGGGGCUGUGGGACGUCUUCUUCGGCUUCGAGGAGAACAAGUGCAGUAUGAGCUACAUGUUUGAGUACCCGGAGUAUCAGGAGUCUAGGUUAGAGAUGGGAAGGACCUGCACAAAGGCAGAGUCAAGAGAGGAUGGACAGCAGAGGCAGGAUUGUGAGGAUAAUAUUUUCAGUGUAAAGAAAAUAGAACUUCCCAAGAAACUGGCAAAACGCUAUCCUGCAUAUGAAUUAUAUCUUUAUGGAGAAGGAUCCUAUGCUGAAGAACACAAAAGUCUCCCUUUGACAGGUAUUCCAGUUCUCUUUCUUCCUGGUAACGCUGGAAGUUAUAAGCAAGUUCGUUCUAUUGGCUCUAUUGCACUUAGAAAAGCAGAAGACAUUGACUUCAAGUACCACUUUGACUUCUUUAGUGUGAAUUUCAAUGAAGAAUUGGUGGCACUGUAUGGUGGAAGUCUUCAGAAGCAGACCAAAUUUGUACAUGAAUGCAUUAAAACAAUUCUCAAACUCUAUAAGGGUCAAGAAUUUGCUCCAAAAAGUGUGGCAAUAAUUGGUCAUUCUAUGGGUGGCCUUGUUGCGAGAGCAUUGCUUACCUUGAAAAAUUUUAAACAAGAUCUGAUAAAUCUUCUUAUUACACAAGCCACACCUCAUGUUGCUCCGGUAAUGCCAUUAGAUCGUUUUAUUACAGAUUUUUAUAUGACUGUAAACAGUUAUUGGAUUCUGAAUGCUAGACACAUAAAUUUAACUACACUUUCUGUAGCUGGAGGAUUCCGGGAUUACCAAGUUCGUUCGGGACUGACUUUUCUACCAAAAUUAAGCCAUCAUACCAGUGCCUUAUCUGUUGUGAGUUCAGCAGUGCCUAAGACCUGGGUCUCAACUGACCACCUCUCUAUUGUGUGGUGUAAACAAUUGCAGUUGACUACAAUUCGAGCAUUCUUUGAUCUUAUUGAUGCCGAUACUAAACAAAUAACUCAAAAUCCCAAGAAGAAAUUGUCAGUAUUGAAUCACCACUUUAUAAGACACCCAGCAAAACACUUUGAGGAAAACCCAGCAAUAAUUUCUGACUUAACAGGAACAUCUAUGUGGGUUCCAGUAAAAGUGUCCAAAUGGACCUAUGUGGCUUACAAUGAAUCUGAUAAGAUAUAUUUUACUUUUCCUCUUGCAAAUCAUAGAAAAAUCUACACUCAUGUCUAUUGUCAGAGCACCAUGCUGGAUACAAACAGUUGGAUUUUUGGCUGCAUAAACAGCACAUCUAUGUGCCGACAAGGAGUUGAUUUAUCAUGGAAAGCUGAACUGCUGCCAACAAUUAAGUCUCUGACGUUAAGACUUCAAGACUAUCCAUCUUUGUCUCAUCUUGUUGUUUAUGUACCAUCUAUUCAUGGAAGUAAGUUUGUUGUAGAUUGUGAAUUCUUUAAAAAAGAGACGAGAUCCAUACAGCUUCCUGUAACUCAUCUUUUUUCCUUUGGAUUGUCUUCAAGGAAAGUGAUAUUAAAUACAAGUGGCCUGUUCUAUAAUAUAGAGCUUCUGAACUUCGGACAGAUAUAUCAAGCUUUUAAAAUCAACGUAGUAAGCAAGUGCUCAGGAGUCAAAGAAGAAAUAACUAGUAUCUAUAAACUUCAUAUUCCCUGGUCUUAUGAAGAUUCACUAACCAUUGCACAGGUUCCAUCCUCCACAGAAAUUUCUCUGAAACUACAUAUUGCUCAACCAGAAAAUGAUAGCCAUGUAGCAUUGUUAAAAAUGUACACAUCAUCAGACUGUCAGUAUGAGGUGACGGUGAAGACUUCCUUUUCACAAAUACUCGGACAGGUAGUUAGAUUUCAUGGUGGAGCUCUUCCUGCUUACGUUAUAUCUAGUAUCCUUCUUGCUUAUGGAGGACAGUUAUACUCUCUUUUCUCAACAGGUCAUUGCUUAGAAUAUGCUACUAUGUUGGAUAAAGAAGCCAAACCAUACAAAGUUGAUCCUUUUGUAAUUAUGAUUAAGUUUCUGUUGGGGUAUAAGUGGUUUAAAGAAAUAUGGGAUGUGUUAUUGUUACCAGAAUUAGAUGCCAUCUUUUUAACUAGUCAGAGUAUGUGUUUCCCCCUUGUGUCCUUGAUUCUCUUUCUAUUUGGAACAUGUACUGCCUACUGGGGUGGCCUACUCUCAUCUACAUCUGUGAGACUCCUUUCUUCAUUGUGGCUAGCUUUGAAAAGGCCCUCUGAACUUCCUAAAGAUAUCAAGAUGAUAUCACCAGACUUGCCCUUUUUGACAAUUGUUUUGAUCAUAGUUAGUUGGACAACUUGUGGAGCAUUUGCCAUACUUCUUACUUAUCUUUACUAUGUGUUUAAGAUUGUUCAUCUGCAAGCCAGCCUAACUUCUUUUAAAAAUAGCCAGACUGUGAAUCCCAAACACUCUAGAAGAAGUGAAAAAAAAUCCAAUCACCAUAAAGACUCUGCAGUACACCAUCUUCGUUUAUCUGUCAGUGAUGCUGAAGACAGUCUUCGCAUGCAUAGUACUGUGAUUAACUUAUUAACGUGGAUUGUAUUACUCAGCAUGCCAUCUUUAAUUUAUUGGUUAAAGAAUCUUAGGUAUUACUUUAAACUUAAUCCUGAUCCAUGUAAACCUCUGGCAUUUAUCCUUAUUCCAACUAUGGCAAUUCUUGGAAAUACUUACACUGUUUCAAUAAAAUCAAGUAAAUUGUUGAAGACUACUUCACAAUUUCCACUUCCUCUGGCUGUUGGUGUGAUUGCUUUUGGGUCGGCACACUUAUACAGGGUUCCAUGCUUUGUCUUCAUUCCUCUGUUACUCCAUGCGUUAUGCAACUUUAUGUAAGAUUGGAUUUAAGGAAUGACAAAGAUGAUUUAUGCCUUUAGGGCCAGUAAUAAGAGGGAACACACAGAUCCAUCAAUGUGGACAGCAAGAUCCUUUGGAGAAGACAAGUCUAUUUUUACAAUAUUGAAAAUAGGAAAUUAGUUUUGUAAUGCUUGAGGAAAGUAGUUGAAGCAUGGUUUUGUUUUGUAGUGUGGCAUCUGUGUACAAGUCAUUUUUGAAAAUUUAGUAAAAGGAUACAGUGGCCCCUGUGUUUGAGGACUCCUCUGCAUAUCGCUAGUCUGCUUAAUUGGCCAUACCAGGGAUCUUCUCCUAAAUACUCUGUAAAUGUAGCAUUGCUUGUAAUUUCACCUCAAGCUUUCUGCUCAUUCAUCAAACUUUCUUCUGAAAAGUAGGUUACUUUGUAUUUGCUACAGUAUACAUAUUGAGAAAUAAGUCUUAAAAGAUUGAUGAAAUUCACAACUGUUUCGUUUCUCAAAAAUGAAAUAGCCACAAAGAGUCUUUGGUCAGUUUUUGGCAGCCACAGUGAACAAGGUAGAUCUUUUGUUUUCUUGCAUCUGUGAAAAUAUAACUUUUAAUUCUAAGGAGACAUGUUUUUUUGGUAACCAGUACAAGAUUGAUGGAUGGAAACACAAUUCAAAUUCAAAACUUUAUGAAAUUUUCUUGUUCCUUUUCAAAUAUAAAUCUUAUUUUGUCCUUGGUGACUAUCAGGAGACUAUUAAAAAGAUCUAUUGUUAAAUUUAAAGAAAAUUCUCAUAGAUAUUUACUUACUGGCAUUGAGCAGUUCAUUUUUCCAGUCUGUAUCAUUUUAUUUAAUUCAUUGACCCAGUGGUUGCCAAAAGUGCCUCAGGUCGUGAUGAAUUGUUAACGAAAUUCUAGUGGUCAGAAAAAACUCUAGAUGUGCACAAUUUUUGUCUACUGUGGAAAAUAAAUCAGCAUGAUCAAGUACAAUACCACAUUUGAUGUAUAAAAUUAUACUAUUAAUGGAAAACAGUAGACAAACUGUUACCCCAUUAAUAGCAUAAGUACAAACAAUAUACCUGAAUAAAUUGGAGGCUUUAGCCACUAGGUUUAACAGUGGAAUCUUAAUUUGCCAUGGUGAUUACUGUUGGACAGAUGAGAGUAAUGUUUCUAUUUCAUUUGAGAUUUCAGCCCACUUUUAGCUGCAAAAGAGUAGGAAGUAGGUAAUGGAGCUAGGCAUCUUUGCCUUAAGAUGGAAUAAACUCAGGCUGAGGUAUACCUGGCUCAUGGAGUCCUUCCUUUAGAUGUGUAUGCUGUAAAUACCCAAAACCUCUCAAGAAAAGUCUGUAAGUCCCAGUAAUUCUACGUUUGCACCUGUAAACUUGUAUCCUGGUUAGUGCCCAGGGAUGUCCUAGAGUACCAGGUUUGUUUUGUCUGCCAUUGCAUCUGGAUCCCGUUACAACCUCUCAGCUGUUACUGCCUGUAGAGGAUUACCCCACUUCUCUUCUCAGUCGUUCCUCAAGUCCUUGCUGUUUUGGCAUCAGCUGAAGAGGGUCUUGCUGUUAUCUCUGAGGGUUCUAAGUUUGUUUGAUUCCAUUGUCGUCUGUCCCAGCUUCCUUCCUGUUGUUCAGUAUUCGUAUUUUCACUUACUGAGACAUUAAAGGAAAGUGGUAGCCUCAUAGUAGACAUGGCAGACGUACCAGGCUCUUGUUUGUUUGAGGGAAGUAGCAAAAGGGAUAAAAUACCAAGUGAUUGUGUGUUUAGUACCGGAAAGGAAAGAGAAUUUAUUAGAUUAUACACUUAUCCCAUGGCAUAUCACAUAUGUAUUUAAAUAAGGUUGCACCUGCCUGUGUUUAGCUAUGCAUAUACUUAUAAACAACUUUUAUACAUAUGGUAUCUUUUGUUUUUUCACAGAUAUUAUAGUUGUAUUUCAAGUUGUAGGUUAAAUGUGUCAUUUAAGUGUUUCUGAAUUUGAACUUAGGUCCAUAUACAGAAAGAACUUUAGAAAAUGCAUCAAUUUGGAUCUUCUGUUGAUGGCCAUAAUCGUUGUGUUUAUGUUAUCUAAAGUCUCCUGGUUUAGUCAGUACUGCUCAUGAAUAAAAUGUAACAAACUUGAAUUUCUCAUUUGUGAGUAGUACAUUAGCUUUUUAAAGCAGCAGACUAGGCACACUAAUUCUAUAUUUUCAUGAGUGUAGUUAUCAAGUCCUACAGUCUUAUUUAUUCCAACAAAAUAUUUCAUUUUAGAACUAUAAAAAGUAUUCUUAUUAAACAUUUUAAAGACAACAUUAGGUUGAGUCUUUAGCCACUAUAUGCAUAUAGAUAUAUACAGACAUAUAUGUAUACUUACAUUUUGACACGGUCUUCAUCAAGUCCUGAUGCACUUUAAGCCUCAAUAAACACCAGAGAUGAGAAAUGAGGGUCUGUCUGAAGAUUAGCGAAACUGAUGUUUCUAUCACUUGAGAAAAGAAAAGUCCUUUAGUGUUUAAAUUACACAUUGUUUCUGUCAUGCUUACCAUCUACAUUAUUAGCUGGUAAAACAGCACAGGUUUAUUAGCAAUGUUACUAAAAAUGAAAUUUUUAUUGGUAGUUAGAGAUUGUCUAAUUCAGUAGAGCUCAAACUUCUGAGCUCUACUGUUACAACAUUUUUAUUUAGAAUUUGUUGAAUUUUGAGUAAGCUUUGUGCUUACACAAAUUACUUCUGGACCUUAUUGUUGGUAACGAGAUCAAAUAUAGGCUGAGCAGGAGAAAUAGUACUUUCAGUGUUUCUGAAGCCACCUCUGGAGUUACUACUGCUAUAAUUUGAAACUGAUAAUAUGAUAGAAAUCAUUAAUACUCAUUUUUCUGAAUCUUUUUCGUGCCAGAAGUUAAACAGGUUCUGCUAACUCUUUUCUUGGUUGUCACCAGAAUGAAAAUAUUUAAAACAGUAGUCCUAAAAAAACCAUUUGUGCCUGGUUAACAUUGAUUUUGAAUCUCUUCAAUAUAUAUUGAUCAUGUGUUGAUUAAUUUUUUAUUUUGGUCAGAUAAAUUCACAUGUAUAUAAUGGAGUACCUUGAUUGAACUACGCUAUGAUGUCUACAUGAUUAUACAGUAAGGAAAAAGAAAUAAAGAACUGUAGUAGGCCUAGUAAAUGUUUGUUGUUGAUGAUCCUGUCACUCAUGCAGAUGGUGCACAUUUCCACACACUCAUCCUUAUAUGAGGGAGAUUAUCUGGUUUGUUCAUAAUCUAGUUCCUGUACUUUUCUUUUCCUUUAUAGUCUAGUGUGUUCAUUUCACCUCAGGGCUCAUUAGUACCUCUUACAGAAGGUGGUCAAGGGAAAUAAAAGGAGGGAAACCUCAAUUUUCAGUUUAGUUCUUGAAAGCUCUGGGGAAAAUGGGAGAAACACAAAGAUUAUGAGAUCAACUAUGGCUGUUGAUUCCUGAAUCCCAGAUAAUUCAAUUGGCCUGUAUUUUCAUCUUAGGCAUUAAGUCUAAAUUAGUGUAAUAUCUUGUUUUACUGUGAGGUUUAAUGAAAAACUUGACAGUGCUGCAUUUGCAAUUUUAGUAACUUGCUAUUAAAAUCAGUUGGGAAAAAUUAAAAAAAUGUGUUGGGGCCUUCUAUGACGAGGCAUUUGUUAUUAUUUUUCAUCAUCGCUUUUUGUUUUCUCAGUGUUUUAGAUUUAUAUAUCUAAACUUAUAUAUCAGAGGAAACAAGAUACCUUAUGAAGUUAUUUGGAGAGCGUGGCACUCCCUGGGGUAAAGGAAACGAUAAAAGUAUCUUUGUGUUAUGAAAUUAGACCCGGGCAGAAAACUUCCUUGCCACAUAAAGUAAAGGUAGAAGAUACUUUUACAAAAUAGUAAGAUGAUUGGGAGCUGAAAUUUUAUCCCAGUCUUUUUGAACAAAAGACAAUAUUUCAAGUUCUGGAAGGGAGUUUUAUUUAUACUUAUUACUCGUGUAUUCUUUCACAAUAGCUUUUAACAGCCUGAGGAAAUAGAAAGUCUGUGAGGCUACUUGCGUUCUUUGCUUUUAAUAAGGAUGAUAGGAAAGAAAAGUCAGGUCGGUAAUCCAAAUCCAAAUAUGUGUACUGUAAAUGCUCAAGAAUUCACUUUUUUUGAUAAAUUAUAUUAUGAAUACAGAUGACUGAAUUUUGUAUAUUAAUAACUCAGUUUUGAGAACAGAAUAAAAUUUAGAAAUAGUGAGAAUAGACUAACUGUUAUUUCAUUAAUAGUAUAAAUGUAAAAGUACACCUGAAUGGAGAACAUAAGUUUCAAAAGUUAGCUGAUAUUCUAAGCUACAUCUUGAUUUCAUUGUCUGUAGCUGACAAUUUUUAAAUCAAGUACAGUACUUUCUAAGAGUGUUUGGCAUGUUAUGCUGCCAAAAAUAUCUGCGUUUUGAAAUACCAAGUAACCAGUUAAUUUCUGAUGACUUUGUAUAGGACUUGAUAUGUAUGAGUCAGAAUUAUUCUGUACUUAUUCUGUACAUUGUAAGUUUGAACACUUAUGAAAAACUGUUGAUAUAUUUUGCUUUGUUAGUGUAAAUUUGCAUAUUUGAAUCCUAGUCUUAGUUGAGGAAGUCUAAAAUACCAUUUUUGUAAAGUUCAUAUGCUGUUUUUUUAAUGUUAUUUUGGUUUUUAGUAUUUAUAUAGUAGAAAUGUUACCAGUAAGAUUUAUAGACAAAGGAUAGAACUAUUAACUGUUCAAAAGCCUAAAAGAUAGACAUAUUUUGUAUUUCAUGUUUCACUUGUUUUGUUUCAUAUUGGACUUUACAUGCUUUUUUUAGGAAAAAAAGACACAUUUGAGUUUUUUUUAAGCAUAAAACUCUACAUUGGAAAAUAUAACUGUAUUCAUAUGGUUAGCAAAACACACUUGGCCACCAAAGCUAAAUGAAACUGUAAAAUACCUCCAGAUAUUUGUGCCAAUGAACUUUUCUUAGCAUAUUGGGAUUAAAGCAAAAAUAAUCUUUUCAGUAUUUUUCAUCUAGGACUUAUAUUAAAUAUGUAAAUCAUCAAAACUUAAUUCAGUGCCCUAAUUUUUCUUUGAAAAUAUAUAAAGCUUAUGGCAUAGCGUAUUCUGUUUUGUCUGAUUUCUGGAAUAAUGUUCUCUGACUGUAUUGAGUAAAAGUUAAUUUACCCAAUAAUGAUCUUUCAGUGAUUAAUUGAAGUAAUCAUUUGAAGUAAUCCUGCUUCAGAUUCGUUGUUUGAUGUAAACCUUUAAAUUUUGUUGCUCAGAUGUUU
This is a messenger RNA of Diceros bicornis minor, 8072 nucleotides long. RefSeq names its product post-GPI attachment to proteins inositol deacylase 1 (gene PGAP1). Gene Ontology annotation, molecular function: phosphatidylinositol deacylase activity. Gene Ontology annotation, cellular component: endoplasmic reticulum. The coding region runs from base 38 to 2905 and encodes 955 amino acids. Gene Ontology annotation, biological process: endoplasmic reticulum to Golgi vesicle-mediated transport; GPI anchor metabolic process. NCBI's taxonomy places the organism in Eukaryota, Metazoa, Chordata, Mammalia, Perissodactyla, Rhinocerotidae. The transcript has 28 exons. The record is from RefSeq and is a predicted model, not a curated record.